AUGACGCUUAGCACCACCUUUGCCCAAGCCUUUACCUCCUUUGCCGCGACCGGACAUUCUCGGUUGUCUGAAUUAUCGUCAAGGUUUAAAAAGGGAAAGGUCUCGCUCUAUGUUAAAUUACUGCAGAACAGAAAUUACUUUUCAAUCUAUACCCUUCAAUCUGACCUCUCGGGAAACAUUAUUUUUGUAUUUACAUAGAUUUGUUCUUAGUAAAAGGACAACAAAAGAAUAUUAUAAUUUUCUUUUCGCCCCACUGUCUAUUGUAAGGCAUGCAAAUCAAAGCAGGGUGUCUCCGAAGCCGAACCAAUCAGAAAUGCAUAAAUCCUUAAAUAUCCAAUCGGCUUGCGACAGCCUCCUGAUAAAUCGCGGCCAUAAAAUUGCCCAGCUUUCACAUAGAGCCUUUAAUCUUCUGAACAUCAGUUUCACAGUCAUGGCCCGAACCAAGCAAACAGCGAGAAAGUCCACCGGAGGAAAAGCGCCUCGUAAACAGCUGGCUACUAAGGCAGCUCGAAAGAGCGCUCCUGCUACUGGUGGCGUGAAAAACCGCACCGUUACAGGCCAGGAACAGUGGCCCCAGAGAGAUCCGUCGUUAUCAGAAGUCCACCGAGUUGCUGAUUCGCAAGUUACCGUUUCAGCGUCUUGUUCGAGAAAUCGCUCAGGAUUUCAAGACCGACUUGCGCUUUCAAAGCUCAGCCGUGCUGGCUCUUCAAGAGGCUAG
Porites lobata is the source of this 718-nucleotide messenger RNA. The record is from the annotation of a GenBank genome assembly. Lineage: Eukaryota; Metazoa; Cnidaria; Anthozoa; Scleractinia; Poritidae.